Verticillium dahliae VdLs.17 is the source of this 9648-nucleotide messenger RNA. Its product is annotated as vacuolar protein sorting-associated protein. Gene Ontology annotation, biological process: mitochondrion organization; protein retention in Golgi apparatus; protein targeting to vacuole. NCBI's taxonomy places the organism in Eukaryota, Fungi, Ascomycota, Sordariomycetes, Glomerellales, Plectosphaerellaceae. The transcript has 3 exons. Gene Ontology annotation, cellular component: extrinsic component of membrane. The record is from RefSeq and is a predicted model, not a curated record. The coding region runs from base 1 to 9648 and encodes 3215 amino acids.
AUGUUGGAAGGCCUGGUUGCGGGCCUGCUCAACAGGUUCCUGGGCAUGUACGUCAACAACUUCGACCCCAAGCAGCUCAAGGUCGGCAUUUGGUCUGGCGAUGUCAAGCUGCGCAAUUUACAGCUCCGCAAAGAAGCUCUCGACCAGCUCAAACUACCCAUCAACGUGCUCGAAGGUCAUCUCGGCGAGCUAACCUUGAUCAUCCCUUGGUCUAACCUCAGUGGUGCGCCCGUCAAAGUCUUUAUUGAGGACGUCUUUCUGCUGGCGUCCCCGAAAGAAGAUGCGGCAUACGACGAAGACGAGGAGGAGCGGAGGAAACAGCGCAUCAAGAUGGAGAAACUCGACUCUGCCGAGCUUCUCAAGGAACGAUCACAAGAGGGCCUCAGUUCCGAGGAGCAAAAGAAGAAUCAGAGCUUCACCCAAAGCCUUGUGACAAAAAUCGUGGACAACCUGCAGGUCACGAUUAAGAACAUUCACGUCCGCUACGAGGACUCCAUCUCUACGCCUGGCCACCCCUUUGCUUUGGGUGUUACCCUUCAAGAAUUUAGUGCCGUCAGUACAAACGGCGAAUGGACACCCACCUUCAUCCAGGACUCGACGAAGUCGACCCACAAACUCGCCAAACUCGGCGCGCUUGCUGUGUACUGGAACACAGAUACAGAGCUCUACGGGUCCGGUCGUGAGAUCGAUCAAGAGGACAGGCCCACACUGACACACGAGGAGAUGGUUGCCAAGUUCAAAGGCAUGAUCGCAAAACCCGAUGAGACCAAACCUGACUACCAGUUUGUGCUACGCCCCGUCAGCGGGCAAGCCAAGAUUGUUCUCGACAAGACAGGUGACAUUCACAUACCCAAGACCAAGGCAAGUCUCUUGUUUGAGGAGAUUGGUCUUGUGCUGGAUGACGACCAGUACCGAGAUGGCCUCAUGAUGGUCGACCUUUUCCACUACUUCAUCCGGCAUCAAGAAUACAAGAAGCUACAGCCCAAAGGUGUCACGCCCAAGGAAGACCCUCGAGCGUGGUUCAAGUUUGCAGGUGACGCCAUUCUCAGCAAAAUACAUGAGCGAAACAGACGCUGGUCGUGGGAAUACUUUCGCGAGCGCCGCGACGACCGAAAACGAUAUAUCGAGCUGUUCAAGAAGCGAAAGCAGCAGCAGCAGUUCUCUGCAGAAGACUCUGCGGAUAUCGAGGCGCUCGAGCGGCGGCUCGACUACGAGGACCUGCGUUUCUGGAGGUCGUUGGGUCGGAAUCAACUCAAGAAAGAAAACGCCGCUGCUCUGAAGAGUAAGCCGGCGCAGCCCCAACAACAGGGCUGGCUUGCAUGGGCAUGGGGUUCCAAACCGGCCGAAGAGCAGCACAGCGACAUGGAAGAAAACACACAGAUCACAGAGGAGCAGAAAAGGGAGCUCUAUGACGCCAUCGAUUGGGAUGAGAAGACAGCGCUCGCCGAGUCGGUUGAUGUUCCGAGGGACAGUGUCAAGAUUCAAGUCGAGGCUUCUUUGAGUACCGGCAGUUUCACGUUGAAGAAGAACCACAACGGUAAACUCAAGGAUCUCAUCAGUCUACAUUUUGACGUCUUCAAGGCCAAGGCCCUUCAGCGCCCCGACUCUUUCCUUGCCGCCCUCAGCCUCGGCGGUCUGCGUGUCAACGAUGGCACCACGCCGAACAGUCUGUUCCCCGAGAUUGUUCGUGUCAAGGACGCACCGGAAACGCAAGAGCGCAAGGCUUUGACCAUCGAAGAGCUAGAGAGCUGCGACGACGAGCCUUUCUUCAACAUUGAGGUCGAGCAGAACCCCAUCGACCGCGAGGGUGAUAUAGCAGUCGUGGGGUCGCUCAAACCGUUGGAAAUUGUCUGGAAUCCCAACUCAGUCGUCGGCGUAGCUGACUUUUUCCGCCCCCCAGAGCGGCACAUGGAGUCCAUCAGUGCGCUCAUGGAGUCGGCUGGCGCCACUGUCGAGGGCUUCCGCGAGCAGACCCGCGCAGGAUUGGAGUUUGCGCUCGAAGAACACAAGACAAUCAACGCUCAACUCGAUCUGCAAGCACCGUUGAUCAUCGUCCCAGUCAGCAUCGCCACCAAGGAGUCCACCUGCUUGAUACUGGAUGCUGGGCACAUCAGCGUCAACAGCAAACUCGUGGACCAGGACACGAUGAAGCAGAUUCAGUCCAAACAGCGACAGCAAUACUCAAACGAGGAUUUUGAACGUCUCGAGUCUGUCAUGUAUGACAAAUUCUUGGUCAAGCUAACGUCUACACAACUGCUUAUUGGACCGUCGAUCAAGGCCACCAAGAAGCAGCUCAUUGAUCGGGACGCCUCGCAGCCGUUGCACAUUGUUGAUCAAAUCAACAUUGAUUUCGUCGUGGAAACAUCCAUUCUUCCAAAGGCGCCGAACCUGACGAAGCUCAAGGUGUCUGGCCACCUACCAGUCCUGCAGGCGACAAUGUCCGACGCAAAGUACAAGAACCUCAUGCGCGUCAUAGAUGUUGCGAUUCCCAAGUUCGGCGAUGAUAAGACAGCCCAGAACAAGUCCAAGGAACAAACGAGACCAACGUCGCGGUCGUCCAAGGCUUCCCGACCACGCCUCGCCAGCUCUGCCUCUAAUCGAUCUCGCAAGGAUGCCCGCCGCAAGUCGUCUCAAUUCCCAUUCCUACAACAGCAGACAGCCAUUGUCAUUGACGACGACGAUCUCGACGAGGAUGACAAUGACAAUUACGAGGACGCUUCGGACGGCGUUGAUAAUGAGCAGAUCACGAUGCAGCAGCGAUCGUUCGAGCUCAAGUUCAAAGUCGACACGCUCAAGGGAUCACUCUACCGCAGCGACCCCGACAGAAAGAAGCCAGAUGAAUUGCUCGUAGAGCUUGUCGCCAACGAUUUCGACCUGGAGUUCUUCUUGCGUCCCUAUGACAUGUCGGCAGAGGUGUCUCUUGGUUCUGUGACCAUGGAUGACUUUGUGGAUGACCCACCAGCCGAGUUUAAAUCGAUCAUCUCCUCGGGCGAUGUGGAAGAUCGCGAGCAGAAGCGCAGUCUCGUCAAAGUCAAGUUCACCAAGGUCAAUAGCCAGUCGCCAGAAUUUAUGCCCGUCUACGAAGGCGUCGAAACAAAUGUCACAGCAGCCAUAUCGACCAUCAACCUGAUCGUGACGAGAAAGACGCUGCUCACUUUGCUAGACUUUAUCCUCGCAACCUUUACCGGCGACAACAACGAGGCCGUGUCCAAACGGGAGCAAAAGGCAAUUGAGGCUGCCGAGAGCGACGACAACGAGGUCGAGGUGGCGGUAGACACCCCCACAGAGGACGCCCAAGCCAACACAGCAUCCAUUCGGGUCAAGGCCGAUCUCAAGAGUAUCAGGCUCAUCCUGAACAACGACGGCAUUCGGCUGGCAACUCUCUCGUUCAACCACGCUGACGUCGGCGUUUUCUUACGGGGCAAGACUAUGCGCAUGUCUGCUAAGCUGGGCGAUCUGAACCUCGUUGACGACGUCAACCAGGGAGUGCCCGACGAUUCGCCCCUCCGCCGGCUCAUUGCCAUCGAGGGCGACGAUCUGGCUGAUUUCAGAUACGAGACGUUUGACGCCGAGAACCCUAAGACCUACCCCGGCUAUGACUCCUCCAUUUUCUUACGGGCUGGUUCUUUCAAACUCAACUUCCUUGAGGAGCCGUUCCGCAAGAUCAUCGAUUUUGUCGUCAAAUUUGGCAAGAUGCAGGCCAUUUUCAAUGCGGCCCGCCAAGCUGCCGCCAACCAGGCAAAUCAGAUCCAGCAAAGCACGAGCAGGUUUAAAUACGACGUGGUCGUCAAAACGCCCAUUGUAGUCUUCCCCCGGGUGGUGCAGCUUGGUCAGCCAAAACGCGACCUCUUGACAGCCUACCUCGGCGAGAUUUAUGCGCAGAAUAAGUUUGCGCCACUUGACGACUCGGAGGACGCACAGAUUGCUACGAAAAUCUCAGCCGGCAUUCGCAAUAUCCGUCUGACAUCUGAUUUCAAUUACGAAGAUGACAAGUCUGAGGAACUGGAGCUCAUCGACCACGUCGAUCUUGGAUUCAAUGUCACGUACGCCGAACACCAGCACGGCAAGAAACGACCUGAAUUGGAGAUUCAAGGCACCAUGUCUGACUUCAACCUCAAGCUGACGCAGUAUCAGCUCAGAUUUCUGAUGGAGAUCUCCAAGUCUGUACCAGCCGCCUUUGCGAGUGACUCGGAUGCGCAGGUCGAGUCGGCCGAACAGGAUGUUGACGAAGACACCCUGAAGCGCGCCAGGUCAAUGCCAGUUGAAAAAGCGUCCGGCGACGAUGACCAGCUUGUCGACCUGAGCCCAGAGCUCAGAUCGCGCGACAAGACGUGGACCACAUUGGAUCUCGUCUUUCAGGUGCAAACUAUUGGCAUGGAACUCAUCAUGGCGCCCGAGGGUAAGCCUGUUGGCAAUAUUGAGACGGCUAGUCUCUCAAGAUUUUCGCUGGACGACACGAGAGUCAAGACGCGGAUGCUCAACGAUGGGUCUCUCGAAGGCGAGUUCCUCAUUAGUUCGUUCACAAUUCAUGACAGUCGGUCCCGCGACGCCAAUAAGUACCGUCGUAUCAUGACAUCGCUCAACAAAGAUGUCCAACAGCUGAUGGCGAGCGUCACCAUGACUGGUGGAAAGGACAAGAGUUUGAUUGCCAUGGUAACGGUGGAUAGCCCUCGCAUCAUCUUUGCGCUCGACUACCUCUUUGCCAUCCAGAAUUUUGUGACAGUCGGAUUGACGGCCGAGGAUCCCCUCGCGAUAGACGAUGAAUCGUUGCUCGACGUGCAGUCUACCGAAGAGUCGGAUGCGGAUCUUGACGCUGCAUCCUCACGAGCAGUCUCGACUAAGCAUAUAACGGCCAGCCAGCAGGUCGACACCACAGAGGCCACAGCCGGCUACGGCGACAAGGACAAGACACCAUCAGCCAUGAACGUUGCCUCGAGCUCUGAAGCUAUAGUUCUCGGCACGAAGCAGGUUCUGCUAUCUCAGCAGCAUGCCUUGACUUUCCAGAUUUCAGAGAUUGGGAUGUUCAUGUGUCGAAUGGACAAGUUCGAAGACUCGCGACUCCGCAUUCUCGACGACUUCUCGAUUCAGAUGUCCAUGGACAGCUCCAAACCAGGUCUGACGAGCAUUCACGUCGACGUAGAGCCGCUCAUCCUGCGCUUAUCUUUGCGAGAUAUUCUCUUGGCCUUACAGAUUGCUAGCAAGGCCACUGAGCUCUCCAGCAGCCAGCCCCAGAAUGACUCCAAGCCUUCGGCGGUGGACGAAAAGGCUCGACAGCUGCGGCAGGCCGGACUAAAACAACGUACAGCUAGCGGUAAGGGUCCGUCAACGCUUGCAGCGCGCACGCGUGUCACCAAGAGCGCAGGCCCCGGCGCCAAGAUUGCAGCUGCGCAAGGCAGCCAGGCGAACGAGUUUGAGAGUGAUGGAGCCCUACAAAAACCUCCCCGCCAGCGUGAAGAGCUUACAGCAACGAUCGACGGCAUUCGCAUCGUGCUCAUUGGAGACACACACGAACUGCCCAUCUUUGACUUGGGUAUCAAAUGUCUCACGGCGACAGCUGAAGACUGGUCGUCGAAUCUCAAGGCCGGCACGGCAGUCGACAUUUACAUGAACGUGUACAACUUUUCCAAGUCCUCGUGGGAGCCGCUGCUGGAGCCUUGGCAGAUGGGCGUCGGCAUUGCAAAGGAGCAAGACACGGGGCUUCUCUCCAUCGAUGUCACGUCUAAAAAGGUCUUUGAUGUAACGCUCACAACGGCUACCAUUGCUCUGGCAUCCAAGUCUUUCGCCUUCCUCAGCCAGGACGAGGAUGUCCUCGGCAAGCCCCGCGGUGUCGACGCGCCCUACCGCAUUCGUAAUUACACCGGUUUUGAAGCAGUUGUUCAGUCCAAGAGCACUGUCACCGACGAGGUCACAACAACACGCCUCGAAGAUGGCCAGCAAGUGCCUUGGAGCUUUGAACCCUGGGAGAAGAUGCGCGAGAACCUCUUGGCGGAGAGUAGUUCCAACGAUGUCACGAUCCAAUUGGAGGGCAGCGGCUUCGACCCGGUCAAGAGCGUUCGUCUCAAUCGCGAGGGCGAGUUCAUCUACGGUCUGCGUCCUAAGACGGACACUGUUCUGCACAGACUACUCGUUGAGGUCAGCCUUGGUCAAGACAAUGUCAAAUACGUCACGCUUCGUUCGCCUCUGGUCGUUGAAAACGAUACGCAGAUCCCGGUCGAGUUGGGAGUCUACGAUGCGGAGGAGGGUCACCUGCUGAAAAUUGAAAAGAUCUCCCCCGGCGAGUCGCGCCCCGCCCCGGUCGGUGCCGUCUUUCUCAAAUCGUUGCUCAUCAGGCCUGACUCAGGGUUUGGCUACGCGUGGUCGUCAGAGACGCUUUGGUGGCGCGAUCUGCUCAAGCGACCCACUAGGACCAUGGUGUGCAAGGGUGAGAACGGGGACCCAUUCUACUUCCAAGUCAACGCGACCUUUGAUAAGGCCAAUCCUUUAACCAGGAAUUACCCGUAUAUGCGGCUCAAGAUUUCGCCGCCUAUCGUCCUCGAAAAUCUGCUCCCUCACGACUUCAAGUACCGCAUCUAUGACAAGGAUACGAAGAAAGACUGGACCAACUUCUUGCGUAAGGGCGGUCUCAGUCCUGUACACGUUGUUGAGCUUUCACACCUGCUCCUCCUGAGCAUCGACAUGCAAGAUACCGUGUUCAAGCCCAGUGAUUUUGCCGUGGUGAACCCAGGCCAUUCAGACGAGUUCAAGAAGGAAAAAAAGCUCAUAUGCAAGGACCAAGAUGGUCUGCAGCUGACGCUUCAGCUGCAUUACUUUAAGAUCCCCGAUAGCGGUGGCGCGUUCCGCGUGACUGUCUACAGUCCCUACGUCAUCCUCAACAAGACUGGUCUCGACCUUAGCAUCCGAGCAAAGAGCUUCAUGCAGAGCGCCAAGGCCGCAGCGGGUCAGUCGCUGCUCACACAAGGGCUGGAAGCAGGCCAAGAACGUCCCAAGGCCACGCCUUUCAUGUUCUCAUAUGGCAAUGAUGAUAACCGCAACCGCACGCUCCUCAAAAUUGCCGACUCGGAUUGGAGCAAGCCACAAUCUUUCGAUGCCAUCGGCAGCACCAAUGAAGUUGUUUUGCCGUCCACGAAGAAGAACAGUGAAAUUCACGUUGGUAUCACGAUCGAGUCUGGCGAAGGCAAGUACAAGAUGACCAAGGUCGUAACUCUGGCGCCGCGGUUUGUCCUCGCCAACAAGCUUGACGAAGAGAUUAAUGUCCGCGAGUCGAGCGCUUCCGGCUUCAUGACGCUCAAGCCUGGCGCCCUACAACCCAUCCACUUCAUGCAGAAGACGGCAGUGAAGCAGCUAUCGCUUUGCCAUGCCGGCAUGAAUAACGACUGGACCUCGCCGUUCAACAUCUCCGACAUAGGCACGACACACAUAAAAAUUGCCAAACACGGUCAGCGUCAGAGGCUCAUCCGUGCCGAAAUCCUCAUGGAAGCCGCUACUGUGUUCGUGCACCUCAGUAUGGAGACAAAGAACUGGCCUUUCUCCAUGCGCAAUGAGAGCGAUACCGAGUUCACCUUUUACCAGGCCAACCCGAAUGUCGACGAGGAUGGAGUCGAGGAUCGAUCUGGCUGGAAGCCCAUCCGUUACAGACUGCCUCCACGCAGCAUCAUGCCCUACGCAUGGGAUUAUCCCGCGGGCAAGUUCCGCGAGAUUGUUCUGAACACACAGGGCAAGGAGCGCCAUGUCAAACUGGCCGAGAUCGGCAAUCAGAUUCCAAUGAAGGCUGUCACUGCCUCUCGCCAGCAAAAGAUCAUCGACAUCAACGUAGCCGCCGAUGGCCCGACGCAGACCCUGAUCCUCUCGAAUUAUCGGCCGUCCAAGAGUCUCUACCGCCAGAAGUCCAGGUCGGGCUCCCGCACAAACAAUGCCGAGGGCUUCGAGGUCAAAAGCCAGGAGACAGGCGCUACGUUCCGCGCCCAGCUCAAGCUGUCUGGCAUUGGCAUAUCGUUGAUCAACUCACAGCUGCGAGAGCUUGCAUACAUCACAUUCCGCGACGUGCAACUGAGGUAUCAAGAAUCGCAGUUAUAUCAAACUGUGAGCCUGGCGGUCAAGUGGAUACAGAUUGACAAUCAACUGUACGGGGGUCUGUUCCCAAUGAUUCUGUAUCCCAGCGUCGUGCCCAAGAAGGCACAAGAGGUCGAUGCGCACCCCUCACUGCAUGCCAUGGUCACCCGAGUCAAGGACGACUCCUACGGCGUCCUUUACAUCAAGUACGCCACGCUGCUUUUGCAGCAAAUGACGAUCGAGCUUGACGAGGACUUUGUCUACGCCGUGCUCGACUUUUCCAACAUUCCUGGCGCCGCAUGGUCGAAUAGUCCUGAUCAAGGCAAGCUCUGCGAUGAAGAAUUAGACAUCCCGGAGCCGAAACAGCAGCAAUCAGGACAGGACAUAUAUUUCGAGCUACUCAACAUCCAACCCAUGCAGCUGGAUCUCUCGUUCAUGCGCACCGAGCGCGUCAACGCUGAAGACAAGACAUCGUCCCGCAACCCACUCAUGUUCUUCCUCAAUGUCAUGACCAUGGCCAUUGGCAACGUCAAUGAUGCCCCUAUCCGGCUCAACGCAUUGAUGCUCGACAACGUGCGGGUCUCUGUGCCGGCACUGACCCAAAACAUCUCCAAUCACUACAGUCAAGAAGUGCUCUAUCAGGUUCACAAGAUUCUCGGCUCGGCAGACUUCCUCGGCAACCCUGUCGGCUUGUUCAACAACAUCAGCUCGGGUCUCACCGAUGUGUUUUACGAACCAUAUCAAGGCCUGAUCCUCUCUGACAAACCAGAGGACUUUGCGCUCGGCGUAGGCAAGGGAGCAGCAUCGUUCGUGAAGAAGUCGGUCUAUGGCUUUACGGAUUCCUUUUCAAAGUUUACGGGCAGUCUGUCCAAGGGCCUCGCCGCGGCCACGCUUGAUAAGCAGUUUCAGGACCGUCGUCGCAUCACGAGGGCGCGAAACCGACCCAAACACGCUCUCUAUGGCGUCACGGCGGGCGCAAAUUCCUUCUUCACCAGCGCCGCAUCUGGCGUCGGAGGCCUUGUCCGCAAGCCACUCGAGGGAGCUGAGCAGGAGGGAGCAAUGGGUUUCUUCAAGGGCAUCGGUAAAGGUGUCGUUGGCUUCGCCACCAAGCCUGCCAUUGGCGUGCUUGACAUGGCUUCGAAUGUUUCCGAGGGAAUCCGCAACACAACCACCGUCUUUGAUGGCUCCGAGCUUGAACGUGUGCGAUACGCGCGCUUCAUUUCAGCCGACGGCAUUGUGCGGCCCUACAAUGGGCGCGAGUCCAUGGGGCAAAACUGGCUCAAGCAGGUCGACAAUGGGAAAUAUUUCAACGAGCAGUACAUUGCUCACCUGGAGCUGCCUCGAGAAGACAUGGUGGUCAUGGUCACCUACUCGCGCAUUCUGCUCAUUCGCAGCCGGCGGCUGACAUCUGAAUGGGACGUGCCGCUGAAGGACGUCCAGACCAUUGCAAAGGAGCGCACGGGUUUGAGUUUGACGCUGAGGGGCGGCACCAAUGGCCCGUUCCUGCCAGUAGGCGAUGAAAGCGGACGAGCCUUCCUGUACAAGAUGGUCGCCGUGGCGGUGGAGGAGUUCAACCGAAGAUUCAGGGGUUUGGAGUGA